Messenger RNA from Sclerotinia borealis F-4128, 945 nucleotides. The record is from the annotation of a GenBank genome assembly. Lineage: Eukaryota; Fungi; Ascomycota; Leotiomycetes; Helotiales; Sclerotiniaceae.
AUGUCGCUCAAACGCAAAGCAACCACAAACCCUACCAAUGAUGCCAAAAAGCCCAAAGCUAACGGAUCAAUUACCUCAUUCUUUGGACCACCAAAAACCGUUUCCUCAACUACCAAAGUAACUGGUACAUCUACAGAAACUAUUGAACCAGCUCCUGCUGCAUUCAAAUUCAACAAGGAGAAAUGGGUGGCUACAUUGACCGAUGAGCAGAAGGAUCUGUUAAAAUUGGAAAUUGAUACGCUUCAUGAGAGUUGGUUGUCGGUAUUGAAAGAUGAGAUUCUGGGGAAAGAAUUUCUGGAGUUGAAGAAGUUUCUGAAGAAGGAAUUGGAGGGAAAGGAUAAGAUAUUUCCACCGAUGGAGGAUGUUUAUUCUUGGUCAAGACAUACGCCUUUCAAUACCGUCAAAGCUGUAAUCAUCGGUCAAGAUCCAUAUCAUAACCUCAACCAAGCCCACGGUCUCUGUUUCUCCGUCCGCGCUCCUACACCCGCUCCACCCUCUCUCAGAAACAUUUUCAAAGCCCUCGCAAAAGAUUACCCAGACUUUAAACCACCUCCAAAUAACGGUGGUCUCCUCACUCCCUGGGCAGACCGCGGUGUCCUCCUCAUCAAUACCUGUCUUACCGUUCGAGCGCACCAACCCAAUUCCCAUGCAAACCAUGGCUGGGAGAAAUUUACUCAAAAAGUCAUAGAUACGGUUGCUCUCAAGAGAACAAAAGGAGUGGUAUUUUUGGCAUGGGGAAGUCCGGCGGGAAAAAGAGUUGCAAAGGUGGAUAGGAAGAAACAUUGCGUUUUGAUGAGUGUGCAUCCAAGUCCUUUGAGUGCGAGUAGGGGAUGGUUUGAUUGUGAACAUUUCAAGAAGACAAAUGCGUGGUUGAAUGAGAAGUAUGGGGAACAUGCGGAGAUUGAUUGGAGUUUGGGAGUACCGGCUGUUGAAGCGGGAGUUUGA